CCUCUUCUCCCUCGCCCCGCCCACUUGGGUUUCGAAAUGCUCGCUGGUUGUUCCGAGAAUCAGUCCGGGUCACGUUGGUUCCUCUCCUUUCCUGUUCUCAUUGGUUGCUUACGUGAGCGUGACUACUUUCUUGCCUCAUGAUUGGCUAAAAUCAGGAGCGUCAUCGGCGGCCGGGAGGGCGGAGGGAUGAGGGAAGUCGGCGUGAGGGAGACUGGGUUGGGGGAGGGGUUCAGGCCUGUUCCCCGCGGCUGCGGCAGCACCAGCGCCGGCCGCCACCGCCUCUGGAACGCGGAGGAGGUGGGUCCUGGGAAGCGGGAUGUCCAUCGCUCCAGCUUGGUGGUGAAUGCUGAGGAGAGUCACUGUUGCUGCAGUCUGUGCCACCCGGAGGAAGUUGUGUGAGGCCGGGCGGGAGCUCGCGGCGCUCUGGCGAAUCGAAACGCGGGGUCGGUGCGAAGACUCUGCUCCUGCCAGAUCCUUUCCUAUUCUGGCCAUGCCUGGAAGGAACAAGGCGAAGUCUACCUGCAGCUGCCCUGACCUGCAGCCCAAUGGACAGGAUCUGGGCGAGAACAGCCGGGUUGCCCGUCUAGGAGCGGAUGAAUCUGAGGAAGAGGGACGGAGGGGGUCUCUCAGUAAUGCCGGGGACCCUGAGAUCGUCAAGUCUCCCAGCGACCCCAAGCAAUACCGGUGAGGGAGGAGGCUUGCACUGGGGAGGCGAACAGUGUGCCGGCUUCUCUGUCGGUGCCGCCGUGACUUCUUGUCUCCAUGUCUCCCAGUGGAGCAACAGGGCACACUUUCCACCCCAAAUGCUUUCGUGGGUGGAGGUGGCAAGCGUGAUUAGAGGCUUCCCUGUGGUGUCAGCUGGGCAAGUGGGAAAUCUUGGGUUCUAAGAUGUCAGAAUGGGAGAAGCUUAUCGAGUCAUUUGAAUACAGUCGCUAAAGCAAGAAUGGAGGUUUCUUUGAGGAACGCAGCCUGAAUGAUACAUCAAAUUACAGAAUGGCUUGCAGGCGCUUUUGAUUUCAGACCUAAGUAAUAUGGAAGGUAAAACAGGAAAUACAACAGAUGAUGAAGAAGAAGAGGAGGUGGAGGAAGAAGACGAAGAUGAUGACGAAGAUUCUGGAGCUGAAAUAGAAGAUGAUGAUGAAGAGGGUUUUGAUGAUGAAGAUGAGUUUGAUGAUGAACAUGAUGAUGAUCUUGAUACUGAGGAUAAUGAAUUGGAAGAAUUAGAAGAGAGGGCAGAAGCUAGAAAAAAAACUACUGAAAAACAGUCUGCAGCGGCUCUUUGUGUUGGAGUUGGGAGUUUUGCUGAUCCAGAUGACCUGCCGGGGCUGGCACACUUUUUGGAGCACAUGGUAUUCAUGGGUAGUUUGAAAUAUCCAGAUGAGAAUGGGUUUGAUGCCUUCCUGAAGAAGCACGGGGGUAGUGAUAAUGCCUCAACUGAUUGUGAACGCACAGUCUUUCAGUUUGAUGUCCAGAGGAAGUACUUCAAGGAAGCCCUUGACAGAUGGGCCCAGUUCUUCAUCCAUCCACUAAUGAUCAGAGAUGCAAUUGACCGUGAAGUUGAAGCUGUUGAUAGUGAAUAUCAACUUGCAAGGCCUUCUGAUGCAAACAGAAAGGAAAUGUUGUUUGGAAGCCUUGCUAGACCUGGACAUCCUAUGGGAAAAUUUUUUUGGGGAAAUGCUGAGACGCUCAAGCAUGAGCCAAAAAAGAAUAAUAUUGAUACACAUGCUAGAUUGAGAGAAUUCUGGAUGCGUUACUACUCUGCUCAUUACAUGACUUUAGUGGUUCAAUCCAAAGAAACACUGGAUACUUUGGAAAAGUGGGUGACUGAAAUCUUCUCUCAGAUACCAAACAAUGGGUUACCCAGACCAAACUUUGGCCAUUUAACGGAUCCGUUUGACACACCAGCAUUUAACAAACUUUAUAGAGUUGUUCCAAUCAGAAAAAUUCAUGCUCUGACCAUCACAUGGGCACUUCCUCCUCAACAGCAACAUUACAGGGUGAAGCCACUUCAUUAUAUAUCCUGGCUGGUUGGACAUGAAGGCAAAGGCAGCAUUCUUUCUUUCCUUAGGAAAAAAUGCUGGGCUCUUGCACUGUUUGGUGGAAAUGGUGAGACGGGAUUUGAGCAAAAUUCUACUUAUUCAGUGUUCAGCAUUUCUAUUACAUUGACUGAUGAGGGUUAUGAACAUUUUUAUGAGGUUGCUUACACUGUCUUUCAGUAUUUAAAAAUGCUGCAGAAGCUAGGCCCAGAAAAAAGAAUUUUUGAAGAGAUUCGGAAAAUUGAGGAUAAUGAAUUUCAUUACCAAGAACAGACAGAUCCAGUUGAGUAUGUGGAAAACAUGUGUGAGAACAUGCAGCUGUACCCACUGCAGGACAUUCUCACUGGAGAUCAGCUUCUUUUUGAAUACAAGCCAGAAGUCAUUGCUGAAGCCUUAAAUCAGCUAGUUCCUCAAAAAGCAAAUCUUGUUUUACUGUCUGGUGCUAAUGAGGGAAAAUGUGACCUCAAGGAGAAAUGGUUUGGAACUCAGUAUAGUAUAGAAGAUAUCGAAAACUCUUGGGCUGAACUGUGGAGUAGUAAUUUCGAAUUAAAUCCAGAUCUUCAUCUUCCAGCUGAAAACAAGUACAUAGCCACGGACUUUACGUUGAAGGCUUUCGAUUGCCCUGAAACAGAAUACCCAGUUAAAAUUGUGAAUACUCCGCAAGGUUGCCUGUGGUAUAAGAAAGACAACAAAUUCAAAAUCCCCAAAGCAUAUAUACGUUUCCAUCUAAUUUCACCCUUGAUACAGAAAUCUGCAGCAAAUGUGGUCCUCUUUGAUAUCUUUGUCAAUAUCCUUACGCACAACCUUGCGGAACCAGCUUAUGAAGCAGAUGUGGCACAGCUGGAGUAUAAACUGGUAGCUGGAGAACAUGGUUUAAUUAUUCGAGUGAAAGGAUUUAACCACAAACUACCUCUACUGUUUCAGCUCAUUAUUGACUACUUAGCUGAGUUCAAUUCCACACCAGCUGUCUUUACAAUGAUAACUGAGCAGUUGAAGAAGACCUACUUUAACAUCCUCAUCAAGCCUGAGACUUUGGCCAAAGAUGUGCGGCUUUUAAUCCUGGAAUAUGCCCGUUGGUCUAUGAUUGACAAGUACCAGGCUUUGAUGGAUGGCCUUUCCCUUGAGUCUCUGCUGAGCUUCGUCAAAGAAUUCAAAUCCCAGCUCUUUGUGGAGGGCCUGGUACAAGGAAAUGUCACAAGCACAGAAUCUAUGGAUUUCCUGAAAUAUGUUGUUGACAAACUAAACUUCAAGCCUCUGAAGCAGGAGAUGCCUGUGCAGUUCCAGGUGGUAGAGCUUCCCAGUGGCCACCAUCUAUGCAAAGUGAAAGCUCUGAACAAGGGUGAUGCCAACUCUGAAGUCACUGUGUACUACCAGUCAGGUACCAGGAGUCUGAGAGAAUACACUCUCAUGGAGCUGCUUGUGAUGCACAUGGAAGAACCUUGUUUUGACUUCCUUCGAACCAAGCAGACCCUUGGGUACCAUGUCUACCCUACCUGUAGGAACACAUCCGGGAUUCUAGGAUUUUCUGUCACUGUGGGGACUCAGGCAACCAAAUACAAUUCUGAAGUUGUUGAUAAGAAGAUAGAAGAGUUUCUUUCUAGCUUCGAGGAGAAGAUCGAGAAUCUCACUGAAGAGGCAUUCAACACCCAGGUCACAGCUCUCAUCAAGCUGAAGGAGUGUGAGGAUACCCACCUUGGGGAGGAGGUGGAUAGGAACUGGAAUGAAGUGGUGACACAGCAGUACCUCUUUGACCGCCUUGCCCACGAGAUUGAAGCACUUAAGUCAUUCUCAAAAUCAGACCUGGUCAACUGGUUCAAGGCUCAUAGAGGGCCAGGAAGUAAAAUGCUCAGCGUUCAUGUUGUUGGAUAUGGGAAGUAUGAACUGGAAGAGGAUAGUACCUCUUCUGGUGAGGAUUCAAAUUCUUCUUGUGAAGUGAUGCAGCUAACCUACCUGCCAACCUCUCCUCUGCUGGCAGAUUGUAUCAUCCCCAUUACUGAUAUCAGGGCUUUCACAUCAACACUCAACCUUCUCCCCUACCAUAAAAUAGUCAAAUAAACUGCAGUCGCGUUGGCCUGAAGCAAUGUGUAUUUUAAAAUGUGUUUGUAUUUUAUGGAGUUAUACUACUGCCUUAGGGCUUCCACUGAAGUUUUGCACUGGCAUCAUAGCAUUUGAUUUACUUUUUAUCCUUUCUUUGUUGAGACUAAUAAACCCAGGGUUACUGUAGGAGCUGGCAAAGGAAGAUUAGCAGAGUGGGCCAAAUGAGACCAGAAAGCUUGCAGCAGCACUUUGAGAAGCCCUGGCCUGUGUCCUCUCAGACUGAGAAUCCACUUCUUGAAAGGCCUUAUGUAACCAGUAUAUUGAAUAACUAAAUGCUAGGUAUUAGUGUUAGUACCUAAAUGCUAGGUACUAACUCCUGUGUGGUUUUUUUUUUUGAUGUAUUUUUAAAUAAAGAUAGUUCUGUAUUUCCCUUCA
This is a messenger RNA of Macaca mulatta (Rhesus monkey), 4508 nucleotides long. The record is from RefSeq and is a predicted model, not a curated record. NCBI's taxonomy places the organism in Eukaryota, Metazoa, Chordata, Mammalia, Primates, Cercopithecidae.